ACUUAGGCAACUUUGCUUUUUAUUACCGAAAGGCUGUUAUUUGGUUGCGUCUUUUUCACUCUGUAGAUUCACUGGGUCCUUCUCGAGGUGGGAACUAUCCGAAUUUCUCAGCAGCAUAACGAUCUAAUUCCAGCACGUUUUUCAGUGACUUUGCACAGUGGGCAGAACUUUGUUGAACUCAGCAACUUCCAACGAAUUAAACAACUUGCCUCUUUUUUGCAGCCAGUAACGUAAUGGUAGCGUACCGAUAGUUAUUUUAGAUGGAUAAAGCUAACUGGCUGCAGAGUAGCUUAGAGUUUAUUUCAUAGCAUAAUGUGUGCAGCAGGCAGCACCAAGGAGGAAACCGAGACGUUUUUUGAGUCAUCCCCCAUGCCACGCAGCCCCCGCUGCAAAAGCACAGUGGGCUUCCUCCUGCCCUGGCUUCUUUUCACGAGCGGCAGCAAACCACCUGAAUUCAUCUGCAUAUUCACAUGAUCGCAAAUAGGAAACAGCCGGCGGCCUGGCGGCAGUUGCUUAAGUACCCUUCACCUAUAAGGAAAAGCAGUAAGUGUGGACGUCUGUGCAAGUGCGAGACCAUCAUGGUGGCGUUCAAAGGAGUCUGGACUCAACCCUUCUGGAAAGCUGUCUCAGCAGAGUUCUUGGCCAUGCUAAUUUUUGUCCUCCUCAGCCUUGGCUCUACAAUCAACUGGGGUGGAUCUGAGAAGCCCCUGCCUGUUGACAUGGUCCUUAUCUCUCUCUGCUUUGGACUCAGCAUUGCCACCAUGGUGCAGUGUUUCGGACACAUUAGCGGAGGCCACAUUAACCCUGCGGUGACUGUUGCGAUGGUCUGCACAAGGAAGAUCAGCCUUGCCAAGUCCGUCUUCUAUAUUGUCGCCCAGUGCCUGGGAGCCAUUGUGGGGGCAGGCAUCCUCUACCUUGUCACGCCACCCAGUGUGGUGGGUGGUUUGGGAGUCACGAUGGUACAUGAUGAUCUUUCCGCUGGCCACGGACUCCUGGUGGAGUUGAUAAUUACAUUCCAGCUGGUUUUCACUAUUUUUGCCAGCUGUGAUUCAAAACGAAGUGAUGUCACUGGUUCAGUAGCUUUAGCAAUUGGAUUUUCUGUUGCAAUUGGACAUUUAUUUGCUAUCAAUUACACUGGUGCCAGUAUGAACCCUGCUCGAUCAUUUGGACCUGCUGUCAUCAUGGGGAAAUGGGAAAACCAAUGGGUAUAUUGGGUAGGACCAAUAAUUGGAGCAGUCCUUGCUGGUGCUCUUUAUGAAUAUGUCUACUGCCCAGAUGUUGAACUCAAACGCCGUUUUAAAGAUGCCUUCAGCAAGGCCACUCAGCCAUCCAAAGGGAAAUACAUAGAGGUGGAGGAUAACAAGAGCCAUGUAGAGACCGAUGACCUGAUCCUGAAGCCUGGUGGUGUUCAUGUGAUUGAUAUAGACAGGGGUGAAGACAAGAAGGCAAGAGAUCCAUCCAGCGAGGUAUUGUCUUCUGUAUGACUAGCAAGGAGCACUGAAAGCAGAGAGCAGCCUGAUAGCGUGUCCACAGAUAUCCUUCCACCUAUUAAAGAAACAGAUCUCCUGUAAACUGAUCAUCUACCAUUUCUUAAAAGGUGUGGCGCAGGCAGCAGCGUGGUAGUGGCAUCACCAAACUAUACCACUCACAAGGAAUAAUAGAACUCUACCAGAAUUAGGAUUCCCCCUAUAUUAUUUCAAAUUAAGUGACAUCCCUGCUCUCUUCCUCUCCUUCUUUAUGGAACAACCCCAAAGUCAAAAAAAAAAGAGGUGAAAGCAUUCUUCUUUAAUAAAUCAGUCAAUAAUGAGAUGAAGAUGGAGAUGUUUAACAUUCAAAUUGACAGUUAAGACGUAUUGGAAAAUGCCUAUAGACAUGGAAACCUACUUAUCAGAUUGUUCUUCUGACACUUAAUUGGCUGUUGUCAACUCUGAUUAGAACAUCUUGUCCAUUAAGCAUUCUUUGCUAGGUCCAGGGACAACAUCAAUGGUAUUUAAGACUUUUAUCCAAAGUCAAGCAAAGGAAUGUUGUUUCCAUUUGCAUACAUCAUUAUUGCCUUGCAAACUACCUCUGAAAAAUACUUUUUUCAGGUUUUAAAAAUCUAUAGCCCCGUCAAAUUUUGUUUAUACUGCAAACCAAUGAACAUAUUACCUUCAUAUCUUCCCGGGAGUAAAUACACUGAAACUGAAAAUUAAAACCUACUAUAAUAAGGCUGCAAAGCAUUUGGCUGUUCUUCAUGAUAGCUCAUGUCACUGUCUAUCUGGUGAAACAUUCUCCUGAGGUUUGACUAUUGACCAUUUAGUGCUAGCAGGCUCUCAAGGUCAUGCAGAGAAUAUGAAGGCUCUCCUGUUACUUAAUAACUUGAGAUAUCAGAAGAAAAGAAGGUAUAUCUGUUUUCAGUGCACUUGUUCAAAUAAACAUUUCUGUGCCAAUUUAUGUAAACUAAAGGUUUAAAUUACUUAUCUACUUUCUUACAAGAUGGUGGGAGAUAUGGGAUUUUUAAUUUAUUAGUAAUGUAGAGGGUUUUUUAACUUUUAAUUGUAUUGAAACACUGAUUGGGAUUUUUCUUAUAACAGAUGAUAAAAAAUAUGACUGCUUCUGGCUUUUUGUCAUAGUUGAUCUCUAACUAGCUGAACAGGAUCCAUGCUUGUUGCACUGUUCCUAUAGCCUUAAUUAUUAUCUCUGGCAAAGCUUUUUUAAUCCAUUGUUAGGAAGAAAUGCAAGCACUUGCAAGGUUUUUUAGGGGGGAAAAGGAACGAAAUAUGAUCAGCAAUCAGUCUUUCCCUUACAGAAGUAUUUCGCUAGACAUAACCCACCCAAGAAAACAUUUCUAUAAAGCUGUUACUGACUCUGUUACUGGCUUUCGUUUCAAUCAGUGGUUUUAAGUUUUCCAGUAUGCAGCUGCAGAGGCAGUCAAUAGCCUCAUUACUGUAAUUGUAUAGAUUUUAUUUUAAAAAGAAAGUCUAUUCCUGCCUACUUACCAAUAAGGGGACAGGGGGAAGCAUGGGUCCUGACUGUGGCCUGUAAUUGACUUAUCUGCUCUUUGACGUUACUCUACACACAAUCUCUAUUGGAGGGAAUUAGGUGUCUCUAAUGAGGAGAUAAUAAAGCACUGCUAAACUCCAAUUUUUGCACUAUGAUCCAAGGGCAGUUCUGUUAUCCCAGCUCCUAGCACUGGAUAGUUGUAGAGCGUAUCCUGUUAUAUUCAUUUUCCUGGUGUCAAUUUUCUUGUAUUAAAAGCCUCACUCACACAGCCUCCCUGCCCUGAGUGUGAGAUUCAGGACUCUGCCAGGUGCUUUGUUUGCCCACAAUCUUCCUUCUCCCCACAGCUCUGGCUCUAUAGGCUGAGCACCACCUGUGGCACACAUAGGCAUGGGACUAGGCUUCCCUGAGUGGUUGCACGGCACGUGCCUCAUGUGGGUGUGGGACUGGGCUCCUCUGAGUGGCUGAACAGCAUGUUGCAAACUUGUACUUUCCAGAGCAACCCAAUCUGGCCCUGUCCCCAGUCACACUAUCCCUCUCCCAGCACUUGAGCUAUCCCACCAGCCCCAUCUCAUACUGUUGAGGCAUCGCAGUAGUGGCUACCUGUGGAUUCUGGUAAAGCAGCUCAGUGUUUAUCCUUAGCUGUACGCCUUACACAGCAGCAGCAUUGCUAGGGCAUGAGCAUGGUUAGGGGCCUUCAAGACACCAUUUCAAAUGGCAGGUAAGAGGUCCUUCCUACAGCAAGGAGUAAGUCUGCUGUGGGGAGGGCAGUACAGAUGUGUUUAAACCCCCACAUGGUCCUUCUUGGAUGGGUAAAUUUCAGGCUAAACAAAUUCAAGGAGAAAGUACAGAACUUGUGCAUUUUUUUUCCUUUAGGAAUCUGCCUUUUUUCCUGCUCAAAUGCCCUAUUUGUUAAAGGGGCACUUUGUCUGUUGAAGCCAUGCGAAAGGUUUAUCAAAGUAAAGAGUAAUGCACAUAGAGCCCUGGUGGAUUGUUCAGAAGUUUUGCAUUUUGAUAUUUAAAAACAUUCCUUAGAAGCUCAUAAUUUGUGAAUUUUGCAUGGUAUUAUUUAAAAAAGCUGUGACUUGUUUUGUGCUUAAGGGUCCUUUUACACAAAUGGCGUGAUGCAUAUUUUCUUCACCCUGCUCAAUUCUACUGCUGAGAUGAGCAUAACACUAGUAUAAUAUUAGCUAAGUCAGGAGACUUUUUUCUUUUUAUUCUUCAUUAAUGAGUUGUGGUAAACUCUCAGAACCGGUCCCAGGAGAACUCCUCACAGAAGGAGAGUAUCGGAGAUAAGGUACAGGCUGCUGAGCAAAGAUCAGGGGAAAGAGGGGAAGCCAAAAUAAACAGGAUAUUCAUCAGUAAAGGAUGUUCUCUGUAGACAUAAGCAGGAAGACGAGAUAUGGUAGGUCUGCUCCUGCUCCCACUGAAGAGAACUCAUGGAAAAGUUUCUUUAACUAGAGUGGAAAUGAUCUUGGGCUACUUCAGGACCUGAUGGCUCCUCUCAUACGCUUCACUGUGGUUUUUACAAAAAGUGGAGCCUUUGGGCAAGAUUUUUAAAUCUAGAAGGAGAUUCAUUCGACUUGAGUUUUAUGACCCACCCUAAAGUAAAUUCCUAGUGAUAGUUGUCACCACUGUCGCUUCUACCCUAUCACAAGAGAUCACCACUAAUGGCAGGGAAUACCACACUUUAGCGUGCCUCAGGGCUUGAUUCAGCUUUAACCUGCAGGGUAUGUUGUUCUCCAAGUUGUUUUCCAGUGGUAUCAUCAGCAUAAAAUAAUUACAUUUGGUUAAAUAAUAGACCAGUGUGACUUUUUCAUGGCCUGCAAGUACUUUUGCCUUAAUAUAAUUUUAAAAUAUAUAUUUUAAUACUGUUUGAGUUAGAUUUAGAGCCUUCAGCUCUAAAUUGCAGCUAGUAAUAUAACUUGAUGUUUUCUUAAAGUAUUUAUUAGUGGGAAAUGGCAAAUGUCUUUGUUUAGAUACAUUGGUGGAUAUCUCAGUAAGGAUGCCAGGCAUGUUGUCAUAAUUCUAGGGACCUAAAAUAUAAAAGGUGGAUGCAUCUUGCUCCUCCAUGAAGGCAGGACUGUUUCCAAUACUUUUUUUUACAUUCUAACAAAUAGGUUCAAAAUAUAUAAUCACUAGACUUCAGAAGAGAAAGGAUGAAAUCUGAAGGUGGGUUACAUUGAGGUACACAAAUACCUUUCAGGUUGUAUGGACACUGAGGAGUCAAAUUCUAACUACUCAGGGAGAGGAGGGAGUUCCCCACAGCAUCUGAGGUAUCAUAAUCCUUUUCCUAUUAAAGUACUGGGAGCUGUAUCUUUCAUUCAUUCAGUGGAAGCAGGAGUGAAACACUGCAUAGCACAUACAAUGCUUAUUUUUUUCAUCUGUGUUAGUACAUGAGCUGUUUGAAAUAUGUUUUAUUUCUAUUAAUAGUUAAGCACAGUUGCUAGUUAAAAAGCUAGACAGUCUUCAAAUAAGAUUUUUGUCUUUCUAGUACUUGGUUACGGAGCAGUUGCUGUUGUGCUCUGCAACAUUUUGUCUGCAGCCUAUGCUAACCCAUGUUAACAAAAUGUUUUAUACCAUCCAAUAUUUAUAAACUAAAUAGAAUAUGUGAGAAUUUACAUUGUGAACCUUUCUUUCCAAGAUGGAUGAGGGAAACACCAUACAAAAUUUUUUGUAUCUCAAAUCAACCUGUGUGUAUCUGAAUUUCUUGAGGACUUUGUUAAGCAGGCAUUAUGCAUAUAUAGACUGAAGUAUUUGUUACACACUUAUAUGAUCUAAGCCAUAGUGAUGCGAUCUCUGUAAUUUAGGACAAAUGGGUUAAAGCAAGCUAAAUGUGUGGAUUUUUC
This is a messenger RNA of Struthio camelus australis, 5828 nucleotides long. It is a transcript of the gene AQP4, whose product is annotated as aquaporin 4. The record is from RefSeq and is a predicted model, not a curated record. NCBI's taxonomy places the organism in Eukaryota, Metazoa, Chordata, Aves, Struthioniformes, Struthionidae. Gene Ontology annotation, molecular function: water channel activity. Gene Ontology annotation, cellular component: basolateral plasma membrane; plasma membrane. Gene Ontology annotation, biological process: water transport; transmembrane transport.